Talpa occidentalis (Iberian mole) is the source of this 5818-nucleotide messenger RNA. RefSeq names its product leucine rich repeats and IQ motif containing 1 (gene LRRIQ1). The record is from RefSeq and is a predicted model, not a curated record. Lineage: Eukaryota; Metazoa; Chordata; Mammalia; Eulipotyphla; Talpidae. The transcript has 29 exons. Gene Ontology annotation, molecular function: protein binding. The coding region runs from base 366 to 5456 and encodes 1696 amino acids.
ACUCCCGCCGAGGCCGCACUUUGGUGCAGAGGGAACCUGGGCAGAGGGGCUGGCAGCGGAGUCACCGGAGUUGGAGAUACUGGGAAUUCAUGCACACUUGAGGAUGAGCCGUGAAGUGCUUGAAAGUGGAAUACUUUAAGAUGUGCCACCUUUGGAAGCUGUAGCCAAUUCCAGGAUUUAUUAUCAAUUUGAAGUAGUGACUGUAACCCACUGAGCCCGGCUUGUGUCUGGGGCUGCACUGACCUGUCUGGAAAUCUUGAGCUACAGGCAGCUGUUGAUGGAGUGAUCAGGCGGCUAGUCUUGUUUGAAAAGGAUUCCAGGCGUAUAAUGCACCCCAGAUUUCGAGGAAUUGUGUAAAAAAAAGGAUGAUGGAAGACGAUGAUGAUGAUGCAAAACUCAAAGAAGAAAUAGAAGCUGAAUUGAAUAAAAUCAGCAUAUCUUCUUUGGAAAACGAUGUUGAUAGUGAUUCAAAAUCAGAAACCCAGAGUGAUGAUAGUGAUACAGAUUUAGAUGACUUACCAGAAUCAGUUCUUCACUGCAUUAAUGUCAUAAAGAAUAAGAGUAAAACUGCUGAAGAGCUCAUUCUUCAGGACAUGGAAGAUACUGAUGUUUUAAGCUGUAGUUAUGGAGCAGUUUCUAAUGAUCAUAUGCAUUUAAGGAUAGAAUUAUCAACAGAAUAUAAAGAAAAUCCAGAACCAUUAAUGAAGAUAUUAUCUGAAAUAGAAAAAGAAGAAUUUCUAAGAAGUAGGACCCAUUGUGACAGUCCUGAUUCUGUUCCAGAGUUGGGUCCUCGUGAUUUAUCUGUGAAUGAACAGACUUUGCCAGAUGACACUGAUAUAAAUUUUGGAUACUGUGAAGUGGAAGAAAGGUGUAGACAGUCUUUUGAGGCUUGGCAAGACAAACAGAAAGAACUAGAAGACCAAGAGAAAGAAGCUCUUAAAGCUCAGAGGGAUAAAGAAGAAAAGGAGUUUCAAGAAGAAGAGGAAAAGAGAUAUUGGUGGAUGAAACAAUUUGAAGUUGAAAAGAAGAAAUUAAAGAAUAUUCAGAAGCAAGAAGAGGACAGGAUGAAUGAUGAACUCCAUAAAGAAGAGACAAUGUGGAAAGAGAAAGUUAAACAGCAUGAGGAGUUUAUUAGAAACCUGCAUUUACAAAUGGAAGAAGAAAGAACAAGAUUUAAAGACCUACAGGAAAAAGAAAAACUGCGUUUGUUAAAAUUGCAGCAUAAUGCAGCUGUAAAAAUUCAAGCUAAAUAUAAAGCAUUUGUUGUCUACCAAAAAUAUGGCCCAAUCAUAAGAGAACAAAUAGAAAGUAAGAAAAGGAAAGCACAAGAAUGGAAAGAAAAGGAAGCAAAAAUACGACAAAUGGAAGAAGAAAAACGAAAAAGAUUAGAAGAGGAAAAAAGAAUAGAAGAAGAGGUAAAGAAGCAGAAGCAAGAGGAAAAGAAAAGGAGAGAAAAAGACUAUGAAGAGAAAAAGAACAUUCUGAGACGAGAAAAAGAACAAGUACUAAACAAGGAAAAAUUAAGAUUAAAAGAAGAAGCAAGUAAGCAGCUGAUAAUAAAUAGUAUAUUUAAGCAGGGAGAAUAUAAUACCAAACAUUUAACUGUUGAAGAUAUAUCGAAGAAUAAGGAUAAUAUAUCCAAAAAGCUAGGACAUGAAAAGUCAAAGAAGUUGGAGCAUGUUCCCCUUUAUCUGCUUGAAGAAUCAAAAAAGAAAGAAAAUGUAGGUAGACAGCAUGUAUUAAAAGAUUCAAUACAAGAAAAAAUAAAAGAUUCUAUAUCAAACCCAACAUUGUGGGCAGAAUUUAAAAUGGAAGAAAAAAAUGAAAACCUAACAAAAAAAGAAUGUUCAGAAAAGUUGGUUAAGCAAGAAAAAAAAUAUGAAAAUGUGGACCAAAAAAUUAAAUUGAUAAAUCCAAAUCUCAAAGAAAAAGUGACAGAACAUUCUCAACUACAAGAUUUAAAAUCUCAAAUACAAAAAGAAGAAACCAUGAAAACUGAUAAUAUGCAACUAGAACACCAAAUAACAUUAGUAGCUAAUCAGGAAAUUAACAAGGUGAAAAACAAUGAAGCACAAAAAAUAAUUAAAGAUAAUCAGCAGAAUAAGAUACAAAAAAUAGAUAAAGAAGAGCUAACAGAACAGAAUGGAACAUUGUACGAAGGGACUAUUUCAGUGAUUCCAACAAAACAAAAACUGCCUCUAAAAUCAGAAAAUUUUGAGGAUAUAGAGAAAAAUCUAAAAAUAACAAAAGAAGAAAUUAAUUUAAAAUCCAAAGAAACCGAAGACAACCAAAAAGGCGAUGCUAUGAUAAAUUUAGAAGACAAAAUAAACAAGAAAGACUGUAUUUUAGAUAGAAAUGCUCCUUCCGAAGAUUUUGGUAGCUAUAAUGCAAAAAAUUCUAUGGUUUUUACAGGAGUAAAUUUUCUUACAUCUCAGAGUAAAGGACUUCCCGAAGAAUGUCUUGAAAAUGGACCUGAAAGCUGUGUGACCUGUUCCAUUUCAGAGCCAGCACUUAUAUCUUCUAUUGAAGAAAAGCGACAAGUUUGGAUGAAAUCAUUUAAACCUUGGUUUGAAAUUUCCAAGCAAAAUCAACAAAAGAAAACUGUUAAGAAAAAGAGACCUAUAAAAUGCCCAGCCAACUUGAUGCCUCCUUUGAAUACACAAGAAAUUCUUCAGUGUGGCCCUUGGCAUACAUUACAGCAGGUUACAACAGUUACAUUUCAAGAUUUGCCAGGUUGUAGUCUUUCCACACUGGCCGAGUGUACAAAUCUUCAGUUUCUGUCUCUUCAACGCUGUGGAUUAACUAAUUUACACAGCCUGAGCAACUGUAAAAAACUAAAGUACAUUGAUGCACAGGAAAACCAUAUUGAGAGUAUCAACUGUGAAAAUUUGGAAAAUCUUUGUGUUGUUCUUCUUAAUAAAAAUCAACUGACUUCUUUUCAUGGUUUGGAUGGCUGCACUAAUAUUCAGAACCUUGAACUUUCACAUAAUAAAAUCACUCGAAUUGGUGGUUUAGAAUCUUUGAGAAAUCUUCAGCAACUAAUUGUGGACCACAAUCAGUUAAUUAGUACUAAAGGUCUUUGUGAUACUCCUACCAUUAUAUACCUGGAUUGCUCACAUAAUCAUCUUACUGAAGUAGAAGGCAUUGAAAACUGUGGAUUGCUCCAAAUAUUGAAGUUACAGGGAAAUUACCUAAGUGAACUUCCAUCCUUGAAGAAUCAUGUUCUAUUAAGAGAAUUACAUUUGGAUGAUAACAGCAUUUCAACUGUGGAAGCAUUUUCUUCAUAUUGGCUGCCUUUGCUACAAAAGCUCACUAUCUCUCAAAACAGUUUGACAAAAAUCAUACCACUUUUUCAUUUUAUUUCUUUGGAAAAACUAGAUGUCAGCAACAAUUGUCUUUCUGAUCUUACAAGUGUUAUGAGAUGGUUUGAUGCAUGUUAUUCUCUCCGUGAAUUAUCUCUCACUGGAAACCCACUACUUCAAGAAAUAAACUGGAGGCAUUCUCUACUUGAAGUGUUACCUGCUCUAAGAAUUCUCAAUGGUGAAAUGCUAAACUCUUAUUCAGAAAGCCACACUGAUGAGCACUGUCAAUUAGAAUUAGGACAGUUCUUGAUACUUUGUCAAUCCCAGAUUAAAGAAUUCAACUUAUUAAUCGAGAACUACAUUACUGGAAAAGGAAAUAUAUUCACCUUGGAUGCUGCAGAAAAUCUCUGCCUUUAUUUUCAGAAAUUGAUGACACUUAGUAACGAAUACCGUUAUAUGCACGAGCAUGGAGAUGUCAGUAUCACUAAGAGAGAUGAAUCAGAAGCCCAGCAAAAUCAUUUGACCCCUGCAAGUAGUGAUAACAUAUUGCAAAAUAGAGACUUCUACUCUUGUGAACAUAACCCAGACUCAGCAGAUAUUUCUGAGAAAUGGAUGGAUUCUGACUCUAAUCACUCCCCAUUAAUCAAUUCCACUGUAUGUGAAGAUACAGAAGGAAGAAAUCAAGAAAAAAUAGGUCAGAAAACAGAAGACAACACAGAUAUUCCCCCCAAAAGAAUUCCAUUCAUGGAAACAGUAUUGACAAUGUCUCUAAAGAGGGAUUGCCAAAAUAUUGAACAUCAGAAAAAAAUUAUGGCAGCUUCGGUGAUCCAGGCAUACUGGCGUGGGUAUAUUAAGUGCAGCCGAACGCCUCUCUCUACACAGCUACAUGCUGCUGCAACAGAAUUCACAUCUCAGUCAAAUUCCUACGUGAAGAAUCAAAAUAUUUUAAAGAAUAAAAAAACAGAAAAUAUUGUAACUAUGCAAGAACAAAGGGAGAAGGCUGCUAUUCUUAUUCAGGCAGUUUGGAAGGGCUUUCUUUUGCGAAAGAAACUGACAACAGCUCUAGAGGCUAUUAGGAAUGAGGAGUCUGAAGAAGAAUAUGAAGAAAUAGAUUUAGAAGAUUUUACGUUUGAUGAAGCUGCCUUAGAGAAAGAAUGGUUAGCUUUAGAUUCCGCCCGCUUCCCUUCACAAACACUGUCUCUACCAAACCAGCUGCACUGGCCAAAGUUCUCUGGAACAUUAAAAUGUGAUACUUCACUUAAUUUACCAAGUCGUCCAGCUCAAGCAUGGCUAUGUAGUGAGAAAGAAAAUAUGUUUUCAUCAGAACACACACAUUUUAAUAACAGGUCAGAAAAUGGAACUUUAUCCUUGACACCUGAAUCAAAAACCAGUAAAAAGAGUUUGCUAAAAUCUGAAAAAGAAGAAAAAAUUUCAGAAGAAUGGGGCUUUAAAGAUAUUUCCACUGCUCAGCAAAUGCUGAAGAGAGCACAGAAAAUGAAAUCAAAGAAAUUAAGGAAAAAAUUAGAUGCCACUGUGCGCUUAGAAUUAUUCAAAAACAAUGAAGAUAAAGUUUCCUUUUCAAAAUCACCAAAGAAGAUACAGCCCAGAAGAGAUGGUUAUUUUGAAGUGACACCCUGGAACCUUGAUCUUGACCUGGAUUUACAGACUCCAACAGAUAGCCUGACCUCCAGGAUAGGCAAGGAAGAAGAGUUUAUCCAUAAGAAUUCUGCUGUAAAUGAAAAAUUAGAAAGGAGUAAAGAAUACACAUACCAAUGGCUUCACACGCAGGUUGGGGUUCAUGAAACAACUGGUUCCAGAAAUACGAAAUGCAAUCACUUCUUGCCUGAGUUAGAUCCAGAUGUACGCAAUGGUGGGAGAGUUCAGCUUGUGGCAAGACUUGUAAGCAGAGAAGACACGGAUUUAGACCUUUUUUCCAUGACCAGUGGAAGUGCUUUGUCUGUGAAGAGAGAAAAAAAAAAUCAGGCACACAGACACUCAGCGGGAUCCUCAAGUUGUUCAGUUAAGGGAAUACUUGCACCAACGAUAACAAAUACAAGAACUUCUAAGAAAGAGCGUAUAUCAUUCCGUGACAAUCCUGUACAACUCAGUGGUGGAUGGGGAAGUGGCAAAAAGAAGGUGAAAACAUCAAACUAACACUUCAAGCUUCACCUUUCAAAACAUGAGUUUCUUUUCAAGAGAUCUGUGGCUAUCUGGUCAUGUUAACAAUUGGAUUCAAAAUUUCAGAGUACUGUAUUUAAUUUGUACUGUUAUAUAUAUUUUAUAAUUUUUGUUUUCUAAUAAUUUAUCUUGUUACCUACCUGAAAAAUAGUUUUGCAGUUGUCUCUGUUUCAUGUGGAAUGAUUGUCUCCAGAAAAUUAGUUCUUGAAAUGUUGUAAUAGAGUUUGCAUAACCAGUUUCCUUUCUGUAUCAAAGAUGCUUUUUGUUGCCAAUAAUAAGUUGUAAUACCUCACACAUUUUAUAAGUGACUAGAGCUAUAUUUUAUUGACACUGUUCAA